Messenger RNA from Eucalyptus grandis, 1165 nucleotides. RefSeq names its product ribonuclease 3-like protein 3. Gene Ontology annotation, molecular function: ribonuclease III activity; RNA binding. NCBI's taxonomy places the organism in Eukaryota, Viridiplantae, Streptophyta, Magnoliopsida, Myrtales, Myrtaceae. Gene Ontology annotation, cellular component: nucleus; cytoplasm. Gene Ontology annotation, biological process: siRNA processing. The record is from RefSeq and is a predicted model, not a curated record.
UCAACUCGGUUUUUUCUUGUUCGCCAUGGAAGCUUGGAAAGAAGAAGACGAAGAAAAAAAUUGCUUUCCAAUCAUGAGGAGGAGGAAGCGCUGGUCAUUGAAUUGGGAGAGCUUGACGUACCCCGGCAGAAAGAAGAAAGCGGCAGUCCCGAGCCCGAGCCAGCUCUCAUCGAGGGGUGGCCGAGCCUCCACGACGUGGAGGCGAUCCUGCAGUACACGUUCAAUGACAAGAGGCUGCUGGAGGAAGCCCUCACCCACCAUUCCUUUGCCGACAAGUCGUUCUGCUACGAGAGGCUGGAGUACAUUGGCGACUCGGUGCUUAACCUGCUGUUUGCCAAGGAGCAGUACUUCCAAUACCCGGGCAUGCGAUCGGGUUUGCUGACCAGGCUCCGGGCCGCCAACGUCGACGAGAAACUCGCCCGUGUGGCGGUCCAGCACGGGCUGCACCGCUACCUCCGUCAUAGGAAGCCCGUUUUUGAGGAACAGAUUGCAGAAUUCAAAAGGGCUAUUCUAGAUUAUCCAUUGCAUUCGAGCGGUCUGAUUGAUGUGCCCAAGGCCCUAGCCGAUAUUGUUGAGUCGACCAUCGGUGCCGUCUUCAUUGAUUGCAAUUUCUCGUUGGACAUCGUGUGGAAGGUAUUUCAAAGGUUGUUGGAGCCAAUAAUUAGUCAUUCAGCCCUUAAAUUGCAUCCGGUCACCGAGCUAUAUGAGCUAUGCCAGAAGAAGAGUUUGAAGUUGAGAUUUGGAGAUCUAUGGAAUGAAAGCUCGAGUUUCAUUGUGUUUGUGAACGAUCGGCUUGUGGGAAAAGCCACGUACAAGCCCAAGAAGGACAUUGCACUAAAUAGAGCCGCCAAAGAUGCUUUAGAGAACAUUGGAAGUUUAUUUGGCAAGGAAGAGAGUACCUAUGAAGAUGAUCGUGGUUUGAAAAAACUAGAAAAAGACAAUGAAUUACAAUGAUCAAAAUAAUUGUUGAUAAAUGUCAUUUCAUUUCUCCUCGCUACCAUAAAAUAGGUAAAAGGAAAAUGGCCAAGAUUGUUCAUAUUAACAUAAACUACCGUCUCAAAUAUUGUUUAGCUCGAUGUGCUAGGGACGGUGAACAAACCGUUGCCUGUUGUCUCCUAUAAGCAAGCCCCUACUAGUAUAUAGAAAUUGUUUUCAAUUAGCUGAA